Cavenderia fasciculata is the source of this 2883-nucleotide messenger RNA. RefSeq names its product peptidase C19 family protein. Bases 1 to 2883 code for a protein of 960 amino acids. The record is from RefSeq and is a predicted model, not a curated record. Lineage: Eukaryota; Evosea; Eumycetozoa; Acytosteliales; Cavenderiaceae. The transcript has 4 exons. Gene Ontology annotation, biological process: protein deubiquitination. Gene Ontology annotation, cellular component: nucleus; cytosol. Gene Ontology annotation, molecular function: cysteine-type deubiquitinase activity; cysteine-type endopeptidase activity.
AUGGGUAAGGUUUCAAAAGAGUUAAUAUUAUAUUUUGUUGAGCUAAAAAGGAUAAGAAGAAAAAGUUGGCUAAAUAAAAAAGGAGGAGGACAAUCAACUGUAGCAGCAAACCACAAGAAAUCAAAUCAACAACAACAACAAAAUGAUCAAAAGAAAAAAGAAACAAUCAGUAUAACAAUCGAUGAAAAUGGAACUACUUUGAAAUUAAAAUUGGUUGGUUCUGAAUUGAUUUGUACUAAUUGUAUUGAACAAAAUACAUUACCAACAAAAAAAGGAGGAAAUACAAAUGUUGAUAUCACAAAGAUGCAACCAAAAUGUGCAAUGUGUUUUACUGGUUCAUUUGACAAGAAAAAAGAGGUAGAGGAAAAGAAACAAGAGGCAAUGGCUCAACAUCAAAGUUUGGUCAAGAGUAAGACUAUUGGCAUUGGUAUAAAGGGAUUACAGAAUCUUGGAAACACAUGCUUCUUUAACUCGGUACUUCAAAACUUGACACACGUCAAUAUGUUGCGUGAUGCAUUUUUAGAGUUUCCAGGCGAAGAAAAGAGUACCAUUAAAUCAACCAAUCAAAUGACUAUGGAAAUGCAUCAUUUCUUUUUAAAAAUGUAUAAACAACCUUCAAGUAUUGUUUCUCCAAGUGGUUUAUUAUCUGAAAUCUCUAAAAAAUCACCAAGAUUUAGAGGAGGAAAACAACAAGACUCACAUGAAUUACUUAGAUAUUUAUUGGAUGGGUUAAUAUCAGAGGAACAAUCGGCUAGUACAAACAAACGUGAUCCAACUUAUAUCGAUCGUAUAUUUGGUGGUCGAUUAAUUAGUAUUAUUACUUGUUUUCAUUGUGGCAAUGUAUCAAAGACCUAUGAACCAUUCCUCGAUCUUUCACUACCUCUACCCAUGUUGGCAGUGGCGGCCGACAAGAGACCAUUACCAUCUAUCCAAAAUUCUCCAUUACCUGCCAAUCCAAAUAGAUUUACUCAAUUGGAUAUUGCUGAUGAUGGUGAUGAAGGAUUGGGUGAAGAUUAUUAUAGAACCAUCUAUGAUAAUAUUGAUGGUAGUAGUAGUGGUGGUGGAAAACUAUCAAAGAGUAAAAUGAAAAGAUUACAAAAACAGAAAAAUCAAGCUGCUCGAAAUAAUAGUAGUACAACAGCAGAGGAGGAGGAGGAAACACCUAUACCUAUUGAUGUGGAAGUGGAAGAAGCAGCUAGUAAUGAAUCAAAACAGGCAAAUGGUGGUGAACAAGACGCAUUAACAACAUCACCAAUUAUAUCUUCACCUGAUGGAGCUGAUGGUUCAACUCCUAUUAUUAUUGGUGAUGGAGGAGAAGUAGGAGAAGGAGUAAAAGUGAAAGAAGAUUAUAUUAAAAGAGAAGAAGAACAAGAUGAUGGAUUUACACCAUCCCCACCAGUAACACCACCAACAACAACAACAACAACAGAGGAAUCAUUAACAUCUACACCAACUACAACUACUAUUGAAACACCAAAUACAUUUAGAGAAUCUACCGACUUUAUAUUAUUGGGGUCUCCUGCAGGAAACAACAAUAUUGAAAGUCAUCAAGAACAAGUUCUAUCAACUUUUAGUGUCAUUGAAAAUUAUGAAAAUCCAUCAUCAACAACAACAACAAAGGAAAUAUUGUCACCGAUUUCACCGAUUUCAAUUAGUGCAAAUACUGAAAAGAGUGAUAGAGAUGUACAGGAUGAUCCAAUUGAUUUAAGAAAAGGUAUUCCAAGUGAAGCCAAAUCUCUUGAUCAAUUAUUGGCUUGCUUUUUACAAUUUACAAAUCCAGAGAAAUUAGAAGGUGAUAAUGGUUUUAUUUGUUCAAAAUGUACUUGUAAAGAAAAGAAAUCAGAAGCUGAAACCAAAGAAGAAAAAUUAGAAGAAGAAAAGAAAGAAGAGGAAAAAUUGGAAGAAAAGAAAUUGGAGGAAAAGAAAUUGGAAGAACCAGAAAUAAUUAAUGAAGUAGUAAAAGAAUUAUUAUCAACAUCAUUAAAUGAAAAGGAGUUUGUAACGAUUGAAACUUCAACUGCUGCAUCUCCAGUUACUUCAUCGUCAAGUGCGUCAUCUUCAACUACAUCAUCAACCACUGCAACACCAGAGACACCUUCAACUAAUAGUAAUAGUAAAAAGAAAAAGAGAGCUGCUGCUGCUGCUGCUGCUGCUGCAUCAUCCGGUAAAAAGAAAACUUCUUCGAUUCCUGAAGAAGAACCAAUAAGAAGAAAUGCAAGUAAACAAUAUUUAUUAUCAACUACACCACCAUACUUGACAGUUCAUUUAAAGAGAUUUAUGCAAACUAGAAAUGGAGGAUUGCAAAAGAAUAGCAAACACAUUCAUUUCCCACAUUACUUGGAUUUGACACCAUUCACCGAUCCAACGUGUCCCAAGACCAGCAAACAAUCACAUCUCUACGUACUCAAUGGUGUUGUUGAGCAUAUGGGUAGUAUGGGAGGUGGUCAUUAUGUAGCACAUAUCUAUGAAGAUCAAAAUGAUAAUUGGUAUUAUGUUAGUGACAGUAGCUAUCGUAAUCAAACACUUGGACAAGUACUACAAAACCAGGCUUAUGUUUUGUUUUAUAAAAAAGUUACUCAACCACAAGAGUCAACUACACAAACGUCGAAAAUGAACAAGGUCGGCAAAGAAGACGAAGAAAAAGAAAUUGAAAAUAUUUCAGUCGACAAAGACGAUGGUGGAGGAAAGAGCCCUAUUUUAGAGCAAGCAACUACAACUCUUACCAGUGAUCAACAACCAAGCGACGAGAAAAGUAUGACCGAGGAGGAGGAGGAAUCAUCUUCUCCACCACACAACAAUAAUGAUUCAAUUUCCAACAAUAAUAAUAAUAAUAAUAAUGAUAUAACAUCAGUUGAUGAAGUUACUGAACAACCAGGCGAAUAA